AGCUUCGGUAGACUUAGAGAGUGGGCAGAAUGACAAGUGAUGAUGUAGGCUCGCGAUAAAGAAAAGAUGUCGCUAGUAAAACUACCCUCAUUUUCUCGGCCCUCUUCUGCCCGUCGCGACCUGCUCUUCUGGGUGGAGGGGCCCGUGCAGUUUUCGCAUGCAGAUCCUGAACGACAGCAUCAAAUCGGCAGAACUACUACCACCCCCACCGAGGCGGGACGGCCCAGCACGUCGCAGCAUACCAAGAAUACCAGUCUGACCUCCUGGCGUGACAGAGUGAUCGCUUCUAUCGAGGAAAAGCACUACAAGAAAUCAUCGCAGGAGAAAGUCCGCGUCGUGGUGAUUUCGCCCUGGACAGAAUCCACGGACGCGAAAUGGCGACGGUACGCGCAGAACAUCGCUUUUCAACACUUUCUGCCGAUAGGACAGAAAGAGGACUACGUAGUUGGAGGUGAAGAAGACGUAGAACCUGAACCCAAGAUCGAAGGUGACAUUCGAGUGUUGCCCAUCCUGAAUCACAUCCACGAUCUGCAAUCCGUGGGAGCUAGUACGACAGGAGACGAGAGCAGGAAUCUUUUUGCGGAAUUACAGAAAAGAGGCGAAGGUGGUCCUAACACCGAGUCGGACGCGGGCGGGGCCACUGGAAGAUCGCAACUACGCAACCAAAGUUGUGCUACCGAUACGGAAAGUAGCGGUGUAGCGGAAAACGAGGAAAUCAACUUUUGGAACUUCAUCAAGUUUUUGAAAGAAGAACUCCCCCGGGCGCUCGCAGCGCGGACGACAGCCGCGACAGGUUGUGAUGGAGCUCUACAAGAGCCUGCUUUUUUCAGCAAGACGGCGUUCUUGAUCCAGCCUUGCCGUGCACCAGAUAAAAACGUCGAUUACGCUCCCGCCAUGGACUACGGUGCAGUCCGAUAUCUCACCGAAGAUUUCUUUGCCGCCAACAGGGACGCAGUGGUUUUGGACGGAGAUGACGCCACCGCUGCUGGUAGUCCUACUGCAAGAUUAUGGAAGAGCUGCAGCAUGACAGAUUCUUUCGCACGCCCGGGAGACACCGUCGUCCACCAAUCUCUUGGCAGCCUCGAGCGGAGCCUCAAGUUCGUAUUGAAUUUGUCUGGCUUCGUAUCUCCAGAAAAAAACUGUGUAUAGUUAGUGUAAAUCUGUGAUGCAGAAAAUGCAAAACAGUCACACUUGUCAUGCUGGAAGUGCGUCAUAGACUACCAUCAUACGUGUUUUCACUUACUUGCUGCGCAUGACAGGUUUUCCCUGUAAUGCAAAACGAAUUUGUGAUGCUGCUCUUCCUACAAAGUUACACUUACACAGCUUUUUUCCUGGAUACUUUGGCUUGUUUUUUCUCGCGGUAGUGCAUGAGCAUGAGAUGUUGAUCGUGUUGGGAGAAUUUUUGCAAGAACCAACUCUCAUCAGCAUUUGUUUCAUGUUCAUCUGGGGAGCUAUCUGAAGCAUUAAGCGUGAAAAAUAGAAAUUCAUCGUGAAAAAAAUAAAACAUCAAGGCUCAUUACCUCGCCGCGCAUUUUCCGGAUUUUUUCCUCCGCAGCAGGCACAACUUCCACGAACACUCACCUCCUCCACGUGUUUCCCCUUGGGCUAUCGCGGGAAGAAGCUGUCUCAGUCUCAACUUCUUGGAAUGCUACGACCAGCUCGUUGAUGAGUGAUCACUACAGCAGGCAAAAAAUGGUGCGUGUUUUCUCUUCCUCUUGCUUUUCGAAGCAUGACAGAUUUUGUAUGCCAUGCUGAGCGAGUAUGAGUUUGUAUUGCAGAGAAGUCUGCAACUUAGAUUUGUUGAGAUUGAAACUACAGUUUUUCCAUCCGAUACAUGCAUCAGCAAGACCAAUCGCUCCAAGCCGUCGUCGCUGCGCCUAAGGAUUUCUACAAUUUUGAAAAGAACGAGUUGCUGAUGAACGAACGAGUUAGCUCGGGCGCGUUCCCCCCGCAGAAGCCUCCCGCAAAUCAUGGUUGGGCGAUGAGGGAGUACGAACGGAUAUGUCAGACAAAAUCGCAUAGCAUAUCAUAUUUGUUUGGCAUUUACCGUGAUUAGCUGCAAGCACAGGUCCAUUUGCAAGCCAUUUGCGUCCAUUUGCAUUUAGCCCAAAUGGCGCCAUACCAUGCGGAAGUAUUUUUUUCUGCAAAUUUGUUUCAAUUUUACAAAAAAAACGGCUUUCGCUGUAAAACGUAAACUAUCAUUGUGCUUUGGGUUUUUCUCCGUCUUGCAAAUGGAUGCAAAUGGUCCUAGCAUGGGGAUUGCUAUUUAGCCGGAAUCUGGAACGUCUUUUUGAAAAAAAAAGUUUGCUUGGGGUUUUUUCCAGAUUCUCAUGGGGAUUAGCUGCAAACGCAGGCCCAUUUGCAAGCCAGUUGCGUCCAUUUGCAUGUCGUGCAAAUGGUGCCAUAGCAUGCAGAAGUAUUUUUUUCUGCAAAUCUGUUGCAAUUUUGCAAAGUCAGCAGUUUUCUUUCUAAAACACAGACUCCCGCGGUGUUUUGGGUUUUUCUGCGUCUUGCAAAUGGAUGCAAAUGGCUUACAAAUGGACACCUUUUCCUUGGUCCUAGCAUGGGGAUUGCUAUUUAGCCGGAAUCUGGAACGUCUUUUUGAAAAAAAAAGUUUGCUUUGGGUUUUUUCCAGAUUCUCAUGGGGAUUAGCUGCAAACGCAGGCCCAUUUGCAAGCCAUUUGCGUCCAUUUGCAUGUCGCGCAAAUGGUGUCAUAGCAUGGAGAAGUAUUUUUUUCUGCAAAUCUGUUGCAAUUUUGCAAAAUCAGCAGUUUUCUCUGUAAAACACAGACUCUCGCGGUGUUUUGGGUUUUUCUCCGUCUUACAAAUGGAUGCAAAUGGCUUACAAAUGGACACCUUUUCCUUGGUCAUAGCAUGGGGAUUGCUAUUUAGCCGGAAUCUGGGAGGUCUUUUUGCCAAAAAAAGUUUGCUUUGGGUUUUUUCCAGAUUCUCAUGGGGAUUAGCUGCAAACACAGGUCCACUUGCAAGCCAUUUGCGUCCAUUUGCAUGUCGUGCAAAUGGUGCCCUAGCAUGCAGAAGUAUUUUUUUCUGCAAAUCUGUUGCAAUUUUGCAAAGUCUGCAGUUUUCUCUCUAAAACACAGACUCCCGUGGUGUUUUGGGUUUUUCUGCGUCUUACAAAUGGAUGCAAAUGGCUUACAAAUGGACACCUUUUCCUUGGUCAUAGCAUGGGGAUUACUAUUUAGUCGGAAUCUGGGACGUUUUUUUGACAAAAAAAGUUUGCUUUGGGUUUUUUCCAGAUCCUCAUGGUGAUUAGCUGCAAACACAGGUCCAUUUGCAAGCCAUUUGCGUCCAUUUGCAUGGCGCCCAAACAGCGCCAUAGCGUGCAGAAGUAAUUUUUUUCUGCAAAUCUGUUGCAAUUUUGUAAAAGCAGCAUUUGUCUCAUGUAAAGCACAGACAAUCAUGGUGUUUUGGGUUUUUCUCCGUCUUGCAAAUGGAUGCAAAUGGCUUACAAAUGGACACCUUUUCCUUGGCCAUAGCAUGGGGAUUCCUAUUUUUCCCGAGUUUAAAGUGUUUUCUCGACAGAACAAGUUGUCUCUUGCUCCGCUUUUCCUCUUUAUUGCAUUGCAAACGAAAUAUGGUAUGCUAGCUCCUUUCUGCAGGAUACUGGAAGCAGAAGGAAAUGAAGGGAAUCGUGGAAGAACCGUUGAAAAAAACCGUGCCGAGCUGGGUCUACGAGCUAACUGGAACUAAACCUCCUCCGGACGAGGAGGAGGUUCUUUCAUCGCCUGAUAACAAAGGUGCUUUCCCGUCCAUUGCAGGUAGUGCGAUCUCUUCAUCUACCGGUCGGGGUGGAACAAGUACCAACGCUUCGAAGACGAGAGCAGGGUCUACUUACCAUAAUUCAUUCUCACCCCCACCCCCACCCGGAACCGGAUCAACAUCUCCUACAAGAACCAGAAAGGCGCGCGAGCCGGGCAUGCUGCUGGUGCACGAGGCGUUUCCGCAAGAUUACCAGAGGAAAAAGGUCGAGCUGAAGCCGCGGAAAGACGUGAUUCCCGUGUUUAGGAAGAAGGCGAAGGAGCUGGCGAAGAUAAAGUCGGACUUUGUAUCAAAUGUAAAAAUGUCUGGGUCUGGAAGAAUUCAUGUUUGUCAUGCUUGUCUGGCAUGACUCUCAAAUCUGUCAUGCACGUUACCCAAGAGCGGCGCUUUUCUGUGAUGCAGAAGCGCAGUUUGUCAUGCAGAAUAGGCAACACCUAGGAGCUCAGAAACCUGUCAUGCUGAGCCAGCAUUUGUAGCCUCAUCAUGAGACGCCACCCGGCAUCACAAGUUUCCAGACCCAGACAUUUUUCCUUUUGAUACUUUGAGCUGGAAAACGAGAAAAGGGCGAAGUUUUUGAAGCAGAAAAAAAAGCUGCUGGACAAAUUGGGGUUGGAAUUGGUGUUGGAAGGAGCAGAUAAGAAGAAUAAACUGACAUCAGGAAGUAGUACGUCGGGACACAAUCCGAUGAAGAGAUCUAGUACUCUUACCACCGCUGGUGUGGACCACGAGGAUCAGCAUUUGUUCAAUAAUAUGGCUAGCACAUCAAAUGUGUCUAUCGCAGGAGCGGGCACCGAAGAUGAAAUCGGAGUCGCAGUAACAGCCGGUGGUCGUCGUGACGAACAAGCAGUGCACGAAAUUACAGAAGACCCGCAACGCCAAAGAAUUCUUCGUGAUCAUGCGGGAAAAAUUUCAUCGGUCGGCGCAGCGGCAAAAAGGGAACUCGAAACGUCGGGGAAAAAUAAACUAACGGCGCAGGAGCCGCAAGAAUCAAGAAGAUCAUCACCUCCUCCACCUGCUUCUCCUUCCUACACCCUAUCAAAUGUAAAAAUGUCUGGGUCUGGAAUGUUGCCGGGUUUGUCAUGCAUAUUUUGCAAGACCCAGGAUGUCUGUAAUGCAUGACCUAGCAUCGCAGAUUUUUAGAGAGCUUCCUGAUGCCUAAUCCGCAUGGCAAAUGUCCUCCAUGCGUAGCACAAACUGGGCUCCUCUUGCUGGUCAUGCAAUACAGAUUUUUUUGGAGUCCGAAGUUAGCAUCACAAGUUCCAACCUUCAAGACCCAGACAUUUUUGCAUUUGAUACACCCCGAAAAAGACCCAUUUGACGACCGACGACCGCAUCACCGAGAUUUUCCAGACCGUUCUGUGCAAGAAGCAACUCGACAAGACGAAGGGAAAUUUUUACCGCUCCGAUUCCCGGGUGGGGACCUGGAAGGAGCUACAGCCGGGCGAUGAAGCUGCGCCGUUGAAAAUUCUGCCCACCGCUUCGGAGAUGAAAGCGACUGCUGCGAAUAAGCGGAGCCAGUCUCCCGUCGUUGGGAAGAAAUCGGACACAGAAUAUCUAGGAAAAAACACGACCCAUCCGCAGCAUUCACUUUGUCAUCCAAGACAUGCAUCACAUUCAAAAUCAAAACCAGUCUGUCAUGCAAAAAAUUGAUGGGAGUUAUGAGUUUUUUCUGGGGAUACAGAAACCACGGAAGACUUGAAGAAGUUUUUUGAGAAGAACUACGAGCAACGGCCCUUCCCGAUGGUGCAGGGGGCGAUUUCGGGGAUUGAUGAGAAUUACGAUUUUGACACUGCAGUGGCAGUUGACUCCGGUUUUGGCAUAGAGGAUGAGUUGUCGGAUUCGGGAGAUGAACAAGAUGCUGGUCGAUCAAACAGUAAAAGUAAACGCGAAGGCGAACCUGCAAAAACGAGAACCACAACCAGAACCAUAUCAAAUGUAAAAAUGUCUGGGUCUGGAAGAUUGCGAGAUUUGUCAUGCAUAUUUCGGAUCACGCAAAUAGCCUCUGAUGCAGGUAAAAGCAUCACAGGUUUUGAGCACGCCUCGUGAUGCCUUUCCCGCAUGAGAAACUCGCUACUUGCGUGCCAAGAAAUGGACAGCUUUUGGCGCUCAUGCAACACAAAUUUUUGUGGGUUCCAGAGUUUGCAUCACAAGUCCCAACCCUUCCAGACCCAGACAUUUUUACAUUUGAUAAACCACUCAAAAGAACAACAGCUUGAUGAAGACCCCAUUCAAGAUCCUUAUAACCCGCUCAGGUGUUUUUACAAUCUCAAACGCUACAAUAGAAUCUGAGAGUUGUGAUCUUGCAUGAUGAGCAUGACACACUCGCAGAGCGUUCCACUUCCUGCAAUACAAAUUGCGCCAGAUGAUUGUAGUGGGGUUUGGGGCUGCGGAGCUUGUCAUGCGCAACCCUAUGAGAGUUGGCUAGAUCAUGCACUCUUGCAUCACAGAUUUCCAUAUUCUAUUCGUAACGUUUGAGAUUGUAACAGCUGAGCGCGUUAUAAUCCUGGAGACGGCUUUUUACCCCCGCGUCUCCGAGGGCUCCGUCCGACUGGUGAUGGUCGGGAAAAGUUUCUGCGGGCUGGUAUUGUUGCGGCGGCGGAACUAUCCUGUGCAAAAGUAUCGUACUCGUAUAAAUGCAUUAAUACAAAUUUCCUCAGCGUGAGAAAUAAAAUUUGUAAUGCAGAUUUGCCUUGGAAACAAGAUUUGUAAUGCAAGACUUGCAUUAGCAUUUGUACGAGUACGAUACUUUUGCACUUGAUAGGAACGUGUUGCUUCGAGAAUUGAAGACCGAAGAGGGGGUAUGAACUGCAAAAGCAUCGUACUCGUAUUGCAAUCAUGCAUUACAAAUCCUCUCACUAAGGUAAAUCCGCAUUACAAAUUUGAUUUCUCAUUCUGAGAAAAUUUGUAAUGCAUUGAUACGAGUACGAUACAAUACUUUUGCAGUGCAUACAGGGAGAAAGAUUGGGAAAUCGUGUGGCGUUUGUUUUCGCAGCACGAGCAGGAAGUAAAUCUGGAUCUUCACGGUUCUGGGCGUGGUCAACAACAUCAAUACACGCAAGGAGCCGCAGUGAAAACUACAGUUGCCACAGAAAUAAAACGGCUAGAUGACACAUCCUCGUCCUACAUGACAGAAAAUCUGCAGCAGCAUUACAACUGGAAACUGCAGCGAGAAUUGCAGGAACUACGACAAGCUUUCGUGCUGGAUUGCAAGACAGGAAGGGUCCGACUGCGGUCGGGAGGAACGACAAGUGCUAGUCCUGCUCGCGAGGAGGAGUACAACUAUGACAUCAACGACCAAAGUAGAGAAGUAUCAAAUGCAAAAAUGUCUGGGUCUGGAAGAUUUUGAGAUUUGUCAUGCUUGUCUGUCAUGACUCAAGAAUCUGUGAUGCAUGGGCACGAAGCGGCCCUCUUUUCUGUCAUGCAAACACGCAGUUUGCAAUGCGGAGCACGCAACACAUAGGAGCCCAAAAAAUUUGUCAUGCUUGGCUCCGUAUUGCAGUGGAACUCUCGUUCACUUUUAGCAUCACAAGUUUCCACCAGACACAGACACUUUUACAUUUGAUAAGAAGUACUAGAUGGAGGUCUACUUCAAGUAGAGGACUCUGCUGUAGUACAAGAAGUGCACCAGAGGAGAACUACACCAAAGCAGGGAGCAGAGGAAUGCAGCAACUGCAAAAACAGAAAUACAACAUCAAUAACAAACGCCGCCUUCCCCCUGAUCUGGACCGCCGAUUUUCUGAGAUGAAAAGAGAGGGUGCGACUACUCUUGUUAGUCAUGCAACACAGAUUUCAUAGGAAUGAUGUAAGACCAGCAAUACAAGUUCCAACCUUCCAGACCCAGACAUUUUUGCAGUUCAUAACCUCUAUCCAUGAAACCUUUCGUCGCGACAUCGUGGGCAUCGCAGCCGAGUUGCUGUAUCAAACAAAAAAAGUUCGUCACGUCGAUCACUCAUGCGCAUUUUUGCAAUAAGUACAAAAUUGGCUGUCAUGCGUAAAAAUGCAUGACAGCCAAGCUUCAUAGGGGAUUUCCCUAGUGUUUCUGCAAUACAAGGAAAACUUGUGAUGCUAAAAAAAUUUGUAAUGCAAAACCUGCAAGUUAGUGACUGUGACAAACUUUUUUCUUUCCAUAUGCUGGCCAACACGAUUAGUAACAACUUAGUCGACCAGGUCUUUGUGGAGGAGAUUGAAACCAGUCUGUCACCCACUAUCCAGGAAAACACCCAUCCACAUCCAAUUUGUCAUGCAAAACAUACAUAACAUCCCGCGUCUGUCAUGCAUAAAAUGUCAAGCAGCAACUGCAAAAACAGAAAUACAACAUCAAUAACAAACGCCGCCUUCCCCCUGAUCUGGACCGCCGAUUUUCUGCGGGACCACCACUGGCAGCGGCAGACAACCACCAAUCAAGGUGAAUACGAAGACUACGGCGUGAACAAAGCACCCCCGGCUCUUCCGCGCCGCGGCGGGAUAUACGACCAUGAGAAUGCGGUAGACGCGGACGCUGUUGUGAACGACAGUAAUGGUAAUGAUGUGCAGGUUAUGCAAUGUAAAUUUCCCGUACAUGUACAAAAUGCAUGACAAAUUUCAUUAACUUGGAGUGUCCAACUUGUCAUGCUAGACUGGGACUGAAGGCAAGUUUUGUCAUGCAGAGAUUGCAUUUGUACGUGUACGGGAGAUUUACUGUGGAUACAGGUACGGAAGAAGUGGGUCUUGGUGAAGGUGAAUUUCAUAUGAACUGCAAAAGUAUCGUACUAGUAUAAAUUGCAUCACAAAUUCACUUAGCAUUACUACAAAUCAAAUUUGUAAUGCGGCUUUGCCUUAGUAAAGAGAUUUGUAAUGCAUAAACGCAAUUAGUACGAGUGCGAUACUUUUGCACAGGAUACUUCACCCCGGAUUUGAGGAAAAUCUUGGAUUUGGUGGAUAUUGACGAAGAGGCUUGGAGUGGAGGUGAUGGUGAUGAUCCUGCUUCUAUUUCUACAGCGAGGAGGUUUUCAUCUCGUCGUAGUGAAAUUUCAGCUGAAUUUUUCGCGCGAAUAGUCUGUGAAUGUGGCCUAUCAACUGUAAAAAUGUCUGGGUCUGGAAACUUGUGAUGCUGGGUGGAGUAUCAUGAGGAGGCCACAAGUGCUGGCUCAGCAUGACAAGUUUCUGAGCUUCUAUAUGAUGCCUAUUCUGCAUGACAAACUGCGUUUUUGCAUGACAGAAAAGUGGGGCUCUUGAGUAACGUGCAUGACAGAUUUAAGAGUCAUGCCAGACAAGCAUGACAAACUUGCAUUUUUCCAG
This is a messenger RNA of Amoebophrya sp. A120, 9057 nucleotides long. NCBI's taxonomy places the organism in Eukaryota, Dinophyceae, Syndiniales, Amoebophryaceae. The record is from the annotation of a GenBank genome assembly.